Molecule: messenger RNA, 255 nt
Organism: Rotaria sp. Silwood2
Lineage: Eukaryota; Metazoa; Rotifera; Eurotatoria; Philodinida; Philodinidae
Source: the annotation of a GenBank genome assembly
AUGUUUAAGACUUUUCUUCUAGGUUCUGACGUUCAUUCAACUAAUCCUACAUCCAUCGUUCAUUCAGAAGAUAAAAAUAAUGAAAACAAUAUAUCUCGAGAUUCAACAACGUCUGUUUCAACUGGUAUCCAACAAUCAACGGUUCCAACAAAAAAAUUAAUUGUUCAUCAAUUCUAUAAUGUUUAUGUAGGAAUGUCCGAUGAAGAAUGGAUAAAAACACGAGAUUCAUUUAUUGCUGCAUAUUUUAACGAUUAA